Tachysurus fulvidraco (yellow catfish) is the source of this 2222-nucleotide messenger RNA. It is a transcript of the gene foxb2, whose product is annotated as forkhead box B2. Bases 414 to 1346 code for a protein of 310 amino acids. The transcript has a single exon. Gene Ontology annotation, molecular function: DNA-binding transcription factor activity, RNA polymerase II-specific; RNA polymerase II cis-regulatory region sequence-specific DNA binding. The record is from RefSeq and is a predicted model, not a curated record. Lineage: Eukaryota; Metazoa; Chordata; Actinopteri; Siluriformes; Bagridae. Gene Ontology annotation, biological process: anatomical structure morphogenesis; cell differentiation; regulation of transcription by RNA polymerase II.
CGCAUAAAAGUCGGGCUGUGAUGAUGCUGCAGCUCGGUGUUAGUGCAGCUCCGGUCACUUGGCACACUUUGAGAGCGGACGAAUGAACCCAUGGCGCACAAGGUAACUUUUAAAAGUCUUUUAAAUAGCGACCGUGUGCGUCAGCAUUUUCUUCGCUUUUGAAUCGCAGCUUUUAAAUUAUUCUGAUCGAUAUUUUAUUAUUUUAUUUUUUCACACGUUAUUUGAACUGAUUUUGUGACAGAAACCAGAAAUAGAUUUAGGAGCAAAAAAAAAAAAAAAAGGCCAGACAUUGAUGCACUGGACCUGAUGAUGGAUGUCUUUUUUUUUAACGGAAAGAUUUUAUCAUAAUAUAUUACUCACUGACAUUGCUUAGCUCAGAUAUUUUGAAAAGAAACAGAAGAUCACCUAAAGCCAUGCCUCGGCCAGGCAAGAACUCCUACAGUGACCAGAAACCUCCUUACUCCUACAUUUCUCUGACUGCUAUGGCCAUACAGAACUCCUCAGAGAAGAUGCUCCCGCUCAGCGACAUCUAUAAAUUCAUCAUGGACCGCUUUCCUUACUACCGUGAGAACACACAACGCUGGCAGAAUUCACUCCGUCACAAUCUCUCCUUCAACGACUGCUUCAUCAAGAUCCCACGCCGCCCUGACCAGCCUGGCAAGGGAAGUUUCUGGGCACUGCAUCCGGACUGUGGUGACAUGUUUGAGAAUGGCAGCUUCCUGCGUCGCCGCAAGCGCUUCAAGGUUCUGCGGAUGGAGCACAGCGCAUGCAAGAGUGCCCCCAUCCUUCACCCAUACCACCCUCAUGCCCAGCAUCAUCACCCACAUCAUGCGCACCAGCACGCAAACAAGCUUAGUAUGGGGCAUCCUGACUACCUGGGUACUGUUGGGCGCCUAUCCCACUUCCAGAGCUAUGCGCUGGGGGGUGGGCAGAGCGGAGGCUUCAAACACCCAUUUGCAAUUGAGAGUCUGAUCGGACGAGACUACAAGGGGGUGAUGGCAGGUGGGCUGCCCAUCGCCUCCGUCAUGCAUCACCUGGGUUACUCAGUACCCAGUGUGGUCAACUCUGUUUGGCCACAUGUAGGUGUGCUCUCUGACUCGUCCCCUGUCUCAUCUGAGUAUCCGCCAUUCGGGGUGGCGGUCAAGGGGCUGUACCACCACACAGGAAGCCCUAACAUGCCUGCUGUGCCUGUUCCCAUUAAGCCCACACCGACACUCGGUGCUGUGCCAUCUCUGACAGGCCUGGCACCAGGGGCGGCUCAGCACUGCUCACGGAUGGACAGAGAAGCAACGGAUCUGAUGGAGGACAAAACUGGAGCUCUUCAUCCUUCUCUUUUGCAGUCCUGAAAUGAAAGUGACACAGUAAGGGUGUCGUGAUGUGAGGGUAUGUACUGCUGCAUGCUUUGGACACUAAUCCAUACAAUUAACCACAAGAGACUGAUAAAGAGCUCAUGCAGUGUGACAUUUUGUUUUAUUUUAUCUUGAACAUAGAUGCUUUUUAGGUGCUAAUAAGUGCAUUGUAUUUAUCUCUUUCCCUCACUCUCUCUUUUCUGUAUAAAAUACAUACUGUUUCAUUUGCAAAUUGCACUUCUCUUCCAAAACCUAGGUAGGCUAAUUGCAGGUAGGCUCUAUAUGUGUAGUAACAAUCAUGAUUAAACAUGACAAAACUUUGUCAGUGUUUACCGAGAUUUUUCCCCCAUUGUUUUUAAAUUUAAGGAGCCGGAUUUGGGCUGUAAUAUUUGACUCUGCUUUUCCUUCGACUCCCUGUUGACUGUAUAAAUGACUUUUGUAUUCUGUAAAUUUGUGCUACCGAAUUGUAUAAAGUCAAAUCAAUUUAAUGCAUAUUGAAUAAUAUUUGUACACAUUAUAGCAUGCCUGGCAUGCAUGAUUGCCUUUGUAAAGAUGCUCCUUUGGAAUGCACUGUGUUGGGAAGAAAUGCUGUCAUUAAAUGAAUCCAAAGUCAAAAUGUGAAAUUUCUGUUUAAACAAACAACAACAACAACAACAACAAAAAACAAAGCAAGGAAAGAUGUUGAAAUGUUUUUUAUGUACAGAAAUGUUAACUGUUAUAAUGUGCAUACAAACACGUGAGGACUAUUUUAAAGAGAUCCUUGCUCAUUUUAAAUAUGGUUUUCUUUCUAUAAACAGCCUUAAUUCCACAGCUAAAUUGAAAUGCCUAAUAUAUGGGGAAUGGUAUAUUUGUAAUAUAUUUAAUUAUUUAUUG